GGUGCCCUUGACCAUGGCGGCUGUGGCCGCGCUCCUGCUGGGUCUGGCGCUCCUGGCGCCGCGGGCGGCCGGCGCGGGCAUGGGCGCGUGUUACGACGACGCGGGGCGCCCGCAGCGCUGCCUGCCCGUGUUCGAGAACGCGGCGUUCGGCCGGCUAGCCGAGGCCUCCCACACGUGCGGCCGCCCGCCCGAGGACUUCUGUCCGCACGUGGCCGCUCAGGGAGCGGGGCCGCAGUGCCAGCGCUGCGACGCCGCCGACCCCGAGCGCCACCACAACGCCUCCUACCUCACCGACUUCCACAGCCAGGACGACAGCACCUGGUGGCAGAGCCCGUCCAUGGCCUUUGGGGUGCAGUACCCCACCUCGGUCAACAUCACUCUCAACCUGGGGAAAGCUUACGAGAUCACCUACGUGCGGCUGAAGUUCCACACCAGUCGCCCUGAGAGCUUCGCCAUCUACAAGCGCACCCGGGCCGGCGGUCCCUGGGAGCCCUAUCAGUACUACAGUGCCUCCUGCCAGACGACCUACGGCAAGCCUGAGGGCCAGUACCUGCGCCCCGGCGAGGACGAGCGCGUGGCCUUCUGCACCUCCGAGUUCAGCGACAUCUCCCCACUGAGCGGGGGCAACGUGGCUUUCUCCACCCUGGAGGGCCGGCCCAGUGCCUACAACUUUGAGGAGAGCCCCGUGUUGCAGGACUGGGUCACCAGCACCGAGUUCCUCAUCUCCCUAGACCGGCUCAACACGUUUGGGGAUGACAUCUUCAAGGACCCCAAGGUGCUGCAGUCCUAUUACUACGCCGUGUCCGACUUCUCUGUGGGCGGCAGGUGCAAGUGCAACGGGCACGCCAGCGAGUGUGGCCCCAACGAGGAGGGCCGGCUGGUCUGCCGAUGCCAGCACAACACCGUGGGCACGGACUGCGAGCGCUGCCUGCCCUUCUUCCAGGACCGCCCGUGGGCCCGGGGCACAGCCGAGGCGGCCAGCGAGUGUCUGCCUUGCAACUGCAGCGGCCGCUCUGAGGAGUGCAUGUUUGACCGGGAGCUCUUCCGCAGCUCGGGCCAUGGUGGGCAUUGCCUCCGCUGCCGUGACCACACAGCCGGGCCACACUGUGAGCGCUGCCGGGAGAACUUCUAUCGCUGGAAGCCACAGAUGCCAUGCCAGCCCUGUGACUGCCACCCAGCAGGCUCCCUGCACCUCCAGUGCAAUGACUCCGGCACCUGCAUCUGCAAGCCCACGGUGACGGGCUGGAAGUGUGACCGCUGCCUGCCCGGGUUCCACUCGCUCAGUGAGGGCGGCUGCAGACCCUGUACCUGCAAUCCCGCUGGCAGCCUGGGCACCUGUGAUCCCCGCAGUGGCCGCUGUCCCUGCAAAGAGAAUGUGGAAGGCAACCUGUGUGACAGAUGUCGCCCGGGUACGUUUAGCCUGCAGUCCCACAGCCCAGCCGGCUGCAGCAGCUGCUUCUGCUAUGGCCACUCCAGGGCGUGUGCGGCCGCUGCCCGCUUCCAGGAGCACCACAUCCUCUCCGACUUCCGCCGGGGAGCUGAGGGCUGGCGGACCAGAAGCAUGGGGGGCCCAGAGCAUCCUGCACAGUGGAGCCCGAGGGGGCUUCUCCUGGACCCAGAGGGCAAGGAGGAGCUCACAGCACCAGAGAAGUUCCUGGGAGACCAGCGGUUCAGCUAUGGGCAGCCCCUCACACUGACAUUCUGGGGCCCCCCCAGGGGCUCCCCCAUCCCUGUGAGGCUGAGGCUGGAAGGGGCGGGUCUGACCUUGACUCUGCAGCAUUCCAGCUGGCCCAGCCCCUUGGACGCCAGGCAGCCCGGGGAGAUACAGCUCAAGUUCCUGUUGCAAGAGACCUCCGAGGACGUGGACCCUCCGCUGCCGCCCUUCCACUUCCAGCAGCUGCUCACCAAUCUGACUGCUCUGCGCAUCCAGGCCAGUGGCCACAGUGCCAGCCCUUCCGGCCCAGUGUUCCUGACUGAGGUCCGGCUCACAUCGGCCCGGCGGGGACUCUCCCCACCAGCCUCCUGGGUGGAGACUUGCUCAUGUCCCAGGGGCUACACGGGCCAGUUCUGUGAGUCCUGUGCUCUGGGAUACAAGAGGGAGACACCACUGGGGGGUCCCUAUGCCAACUGUGUUCCCUGCACCUGUAACCAGCAUGGCACCUGUGACCCCAACACAGGGAUCUGCCUAUGCGGCCACCACACCGAGGGCCCGUCCUGUGAGCACUGCUUGCCAGGUUUCUACGGCAACCCCUUCACAGGCCAAGCCGAUGACUGCCAGCCCUGUCCGUGCCCUGGACAGUCGGCCUGCAUGACCAUCCCAGAGAGCAGAGAGGUGGUGUGUACCCACUGCCCCCCGGGCCAGAGAGGGUGGCGCUGUGAGAUCUGUGAUGAUGGCUUUUUUGGGGACCCGCUGGGGCUCUCUGGGGCCCCCCAGCCCUGCCAGCUGUGUCAGUGCAGUGGGAACGUGGACCCCAACGCAGUGGGCAACUGUGACCCGCUGUCUGGCCGCUGCCUUCGAUGCCUGCACAACACGACAGGUGCCCACUGUGAGAGCUGUGAGGAAGGCUUCUAUGGGAGCGCCCUGUCCCCUCGGCCUGCAGACAAAUGCGUGCCCUGCAGCUGCGACCAAGCGGGCUCAGUCGGCGAGCAGAGACCCUGUGACCCAGUGACCGGCCAGUGCACCUGCCUGCCUCACGUGACCGGACGGGACUGUGGGCACUGCAGCCCUGGCUUCUACGACCUCCAGCCUGGCAGGGGCUGCCGGAGCUGCAAGUGCCACCCGCUGGGCUCCCAGGAGGACCAGUGCCACCCCAAGACCGGGCAGUGCCCCUGCCGUCCAGGCGUCGAGGGCCAGGCCUGCGACAGAUGCCAGCUGGGUUUCUUCGGCUUCUCCAUCAAGGGCUGCCAGGCCUGUAGGUGCUCCCCGCUGGGCGCCGCCUCGGCCCAGUGUCACGAGAACAGCACGUGUGUGUGCAGGCCCGGCUUUGUGGGCUACAAGUGUGACCUCUGCCAGGACAACUCCUUCCUCACGGCCGGUGGCACACACUGCCAGGAGUGCCCGUCCUGCUACGCCCUGGUGAAGGAGGAGGCUGCUGAGCUGAAGGCCAGACUGACCCUGAUGGAAGGGUGGCUGCAGGGGUCAAACUGUGGCAGGCCCUGGGGACCACUGGACAUUCUACAGGGAGAGGCCCCACGGGGGGACGUACACCAGGGCCAUCCCCUGCUGCAAGGGGCCCAGGAAGACUUCCUGGAGCAGGUGACAGGCCUUGAGGGUGCUGUGAAGGCUGCCCGAGAGCAGCUGCAGGCACUGAGCAGGAAAGCCCACUGUGCCCAGGCCAGAGCUGAGAAGACCUGCGUCCAGCUGGCAGACCUAGAGGCGGUGCUGGAGUCCUCAGAAGAGGAGAUUCUGCAUGCAGCCACCAUCCUUGCAUCUCUGGCGAUUCCUCAGGAAGGGCUCAGCCAGCCCACCAACUGGAGCCAUCUGGCCAUAGAGGCCCGUACCCUCGCCAGGAGUCACAGGGACACCACCACCAGGAUUGAGGCCACUGCUCGGAGGGCCCUGCUCACCUCCAACAGCAGUUAUGCGCUUCUCUGGAGUCUGGUGGAGGGGAGAACAGCCCUGGAGGCCCAGCAGCAGCUAGAGGACAGGUACCAGGAGGUACAUGCGGCCCAGAGGGCGCUGGGCAUGGCCGUGGCAGAGGUGCUGCCUGAAGCUGAGAGGGUGCUGGCCGCCGUGCAGCAAGUCAGCGCAGAUGCAGCCCAGCGCCUGGCCUCACUGGCUGCCCCUGCAGCACCGCCUCAGAAGUCCCAGGCCAGGACCCUGGGCCUGAAGGUGCAGGCCCUGGAGAAGACGGUCACAUCGAGAGAGCGCGUGGUCACCGAGGCUGCCCGGGCCCUCCAGGCCACCGCCCAGGCCGUGCUGCACAAGACAGAGCCCCUUACGCAGCUGCACCGGGAAGCCAGAGCUGCCCUGACCCGGGCUUCCUCAUCUGUCCAGGCUGCCAUGGUGACUGUCACAGGAGCCAGGACUCUGCUGGCUGACCUAGAAGGAAUGAAGCCAAGGUUUCCUCAGCCCAAGGACCAGGCCGCACUGAGGAGGCAGGCAGCCAUCGUCCAGGACAGGCUCCUUGCAGAGCCCAAAAAGAAGACCAAGCUGGUGGAGAGGAUGCUGGGAAAUGCGGCAUCUAUCUCCUCCAGUGCCAAGAAGAAGGGCAGGGAAGCCGAGCUGUUGGCCAAGGACAGUGCCAAGCUCGCCAAGGCCUUGCUGAGGGAGGGGGAGCAAGAGUACCGCCAGGCAGGCCGGCUCUCCAGCCAGACGCAGUCGAUGCUCCAACAGGCCUCCCAGCAGGUGCUGGCCUCAGAAGCGCGCAGACAGGAGCUAGAAGCAGCUGAUCGGGUGGGUGCCGGGCUGAGUGAGAUGGAGAAGCAAAUCCGGGAAUCACGCACCUCUCUGGAGAAGGGCAUCAAAGCCUUGUCGGAGCUGCUUGCCAGGCUGGGGUCACUGGACACCCUCGGAGCCCCCGCCCGGGCCCUGAAUGAGACCCAGUGGGCACUGGAGCGCCUGAGGCUGCAACUGGGCCCACCAGGGGUGCUGCAAGGGAAACUGAGGCUCUUGGAGCAGGAGUCUGAACAGCAGCAGCUGCAGAUCCAGAGCUUCGAGAGCAACCUUGCUGAGAUCCGUGCUGACAAGCAGAAUCUGGAGGCCAUUUUGCAUAGCCUGCCCGAGAGCUGUGCCAGCUGGCAGUGA
This is a messenger RNA of Lipotes vexillifer (Yangtze River dolphin), 4747 nucleotides long. It is a transcript of the gene LAMC3, whose product is annotated as laminin subunit gamma 3. Gene Ontology annotation, cellular component: basement membrane. Lineage: Eukaryota; Metazoa; Chordata; Mammalia; Artiodactyla; Lipotidae. Gene Ontology annotation, biological process: axon guidance; tissue development; animal organ morphogenesis. The transcript has 29 exons. The record is from RefSeq and is a predicted model, not a curated record. Bases 14 to 4747 code for a protein of 1577 amino acids.